Molecule: messenger RNA, 2025 nt
Organism: Triplophysa rosa
Lineage: Eukaryota; Metazoa; Chordata; Actinopteri; Cypriniformes; Nemacheilidae
Product: E3 ubiquitin-protein ligase TRIM39-like
Exons: 8
Coding region: 112-1836 (574 amino acids)
Molecular function (GO): protein binding; zinc ion binding
Source: RefSeq, a predicted model, not a curated record
UUUGUAAGAGUGAACACAUCUGAUCUUCACUCACAGAAACAAAGAUUUUUCAAAAGUCCAGAAGAACACAAGGUUUGUCUGCACCUUCACCGCAGGUAAAUAACAACAGGGAUGUUCUCUAGAGAUCUAAUGUGUUCAAUCUGUCUGGAAGUGUUCAGUGAUCCAGUCAGCACUCCAUGUGGACACAACUUCUGUAAGAUCUGUCUCAGUACAUACUGGAACAACAGUCAAGACUGCAGAUGUCCAAACUGUAAAGAAACAUUCAAGCAGAGACCUGAUCUCAAGAUUAAUACAACACUCAGAGAUGUUGUGGAUGAACAUAAGAAGAAAUGUCAUGAAGAACAAGCUGAAGUUGUGUGUGACAUCUGUAGUGAAGGAAAGCUGAAGGCUGUGAAGUCGUGUCUGGUGUGUCAGAGCUCUUACUGUGAAACUCACCUGGAGCCUCAUUUGAGAGUGUCAGGAUUACAGAAACACAAACUGAUUGAUCCUGUGAAGAAUCUGCAGGAUUAUAUAUGUCAGAAACAUGACAGACCUCUGGAGCUCUUCUGUAGAGAUGAUCACACAUCAGUGUGUCUGUCCUGCGCUGAUGGAGAUCACAAGAACCACAACACUGUUCCUAUAACAGAGUCUGAGCUGCAGGAGAUGAUGGAGGAGAAGCAGAAAGCAGCAGAGACACACGAUGAAUAUGUCAUUAAAUAUCUGGAGCAGGAGAUCACUGAAAUGAAGAGAAACAUUAAGCUGCAGAUGAUAGCUGAGAAGCAGAGAGCAGCAGAAACACGAGAUAAAUGUCUUAUUAAUGAUCUGAAAAAGGAAAUCACUGAGAUACAAUGGAGAAACAAUGAGUUGGAGAUGGUGAAACAGAAGCAGAUCACAGCAGAGAAUGUCAUUAAAGUUCGAGAUCAGGAGAUCACUGAGCUGAAGAAGAGAAACACUGAGCUGGUGAUGGUGAAACAGAAGCAGAUCAUAGCAGAGAGACAAUAUGAAAAUACCAUCAGAUAUCAAGAUCAGGAGAUCACUGAGCUGAAGAAGAGAGAUGCUGAGCAGCAGCAGCAGAUCUCAGACACUGAAGAUAAUCUCCUCCUCUUACAGGAAUACUUGAGUCAUCAGCAAAGGUCUUCAUCUGAGGAUUUGUGCUCAAGGAUUGUAGGAAUGGUCCUGUUAGUGUCGUUUAUUAUUGCAUCUGUUAGACUUGAAUUGCUACAAAAAGAAUUCACUGAGCUGCAGAUGAGAAACGAUGACCUGGAGACAGACAUGCUACGCUGCAAAGAAUUGAGGUUGAAGUGGAUGCAGCAGUAUGCAGUGGAUGUGACUCUGGAUCCUGACACAGCUCAUCCUGAACUCAUCCUGUCUGAUGAUGAGAAACAAGUGAGACAUGGAGGCAUUAGACAUAAACUCCCAGACAACCCAAAGAGGUUUGAUGGAUAUCCAAUUGUUCUGGGAAAGGAGGGAUUCUCAUCAGGGAGAUUUUAUUAUGAGGUUCAGGUGAAGGGAAAGACUCAAUGGAUUUUAGGAGUGGUCAGAGAAUCUAUUAACAGGAAGGAAUUCAUAACACUAACACCAGUGAAGGGAUUCUGGGCUGUGAUUAUGAUAAUCGAGAACUACUAUUUAGCUCUUGGUGAUCCCCCUGUCUCUCUGUCUCUGAGUGUAAAGCCACUGAAGGUGGGUGUGUUUGUGGAUUAUGAGGAGGGUUUGGUCUCCUUCUAUGAUGUGGACAACAGAUCUCAUAUCUACUCUUUCACUGAUCAAUCCUUCACUGAGAAACUCUAUCCAUAUUUUUGUCCUGGUCUGAAUGAUAAAGGUAAAAACCCAUUGAUCAUCACACCUGUCAUAAAAUAAACAAUUGCUUUUCAUAAUUAAAAAUAAAAAAUGAAGCCUGUCUUUUUUGGAUGACAAUAAAAUGUAUUUUACACUUGCAGCUGUUAUUCAGUUUUUUUAUGUGCAGUAAAUGGGUAGUCGACACAUGACAGUUCUUUAAUCAGUUGUCAGUCAUCAAGAUUUUACAUUAAAAUGUAUAUGAAUGCAUAA